Messenger RNA from Hibiscus syriacus, 2671 nucleotides. Its product is annotated as probable LRR receptor-like serine/threonine-protein kinase At1g63430. NCBI's taxonomy places the organism in Eukaryota, Viridiplantae, Streptophyta, Magnoliopsida, Malvales, Malvaceae. The coding region runs from base 397 to 2430 and encodes 677 amino acids. The record is from RefSeq and is a predicted model, not a curated record. The transcript has 14 exons. Gene Ontology annotation, biological process: protein phosphorylation. Gene Ontology annotation, molecular function: protein kinase activity; protein binding; ATP binding.
UCCCUGAUUUCAAUCCAAGUUUUCCUCAAUACACAUAAUUUCCUGUCUUUUUCAUGUGAGUUUCUUUAAUGGGUUUGUUUCAAAAUCAUGGAUUUUAAGUCCUGUAAUCUUUUAUUACUAGCAACUUUAUCUCUUCAUUAAUCCUUUUUCUUCUUGGUUUCUCUUUCACUUUAGUACCUUCUCUGUUAACAAAGCAACCCCAUUUCAGCAGAUUAGAGCAGAUUAGUGCAACGAAGCUUUCAACUUUUCCUUAGUUUUAGUCUCUUGAUAAAAUCCCACAUCUGCUACUCAGUUGUGCUCUUCUUUUUCUUCUGUUUUUUACUAUCUCUGCUUCAUUUUUGUGUUGGUGAAUUUGCUUGAGGAAUGAUAAGAAAAGAGAGUUUUCUGGGUUGAUGAAUGGUUGAUUUCUACUCACUGGUGUCAAAAAGGAGACUUAUGGUUGGAAAAAUGGGAUCAUACACUUCCUUUUUGCUUAUUUUUUUGGCGUCUGGAGUUUUUUGUGUGACUUGUGCUCCUUUCCCUACUAAUGAAGUUCGGGCUCUUACAUCAUUUAAGGAAGCUAUUUAUGAAGACCCAAAUCUGGUUUUUUCAAGCUGGAAUGCCGUAGAUGCUGAUCCAUGUGGAUGGACUGGGAUUACUUGUAAUAAGGAGAAACAACAUGUUAUCAAGAUAAACAUAUCCAAUUCAUCUUUGAAGGGUUUUCUUGCUCCGGAAAUCGGCCGAAUUACCUACCUGCAAGAACUGACUUUACGCAAGAACAAUCUGAUCGGCACGAUACCUGAAGAACUAGGCAUGUUGAAUUUCCUCAAAGUGUUGGAUUUGGGGAUGAAUCAACUGAUUGGUAUCAUUCCUCCGGAACUUGGGAAUUUAACCAGUGUGGUGAAAAUAAACCUUCAGUCAAAUGGAUUGACCGGAAGCCUGCCUGGUGAGCUUGGCAAUUUAAAGUAUCUUCAGGAACUUAUUCUGGAUCGAAAUAAACUUAAAGGAACCGUUCCUGCUGAAAGCAAUUCAUCAUCUGUGGCUAAGAUGCAUGGAAUGAAUGGUUCGGGUUCAAACAUAACAGGGCUUUGUAGUGCAUCUCAGCUAAAAGUGGUAGAUUUGUCCUUCAAUUUUUUUGUCGGAAGCAUACCGAAGUGUUUGGAAAAUCUUCCAAGCACGAGCUUUCAAGGGAAUUGUCUUCAGGGAAAAGAAGCUAAACAGCGCCCCCUCACACAAUGUGGUCCUCAGCCAUCGAGAAGUCAUAAAUCGCUGAGUCCUAAGCAUAGUCUUCCAAAAGCUGCUGCUGAGCAUCUAAAACAGAAAUCAUCGAAACCUGUCUGGCUUUUGGCACUUGAGAUUGCUACAGGAAUUAUGGUGGGGUGUCUCUUUCUUGUCGCUGUCCUUACCGCUUUCCAAAGAUGCAAUAGCAAGCCUGCAAUUAUAAUCCCUUGGAAGAAAUCAGGGAGUGAAAAGGAACAUAAGAUGGUAUAUGUAGAUUCAGAGUUGUUGAAAGAUGUUACAAAAUUCGGUAGACAAGAGCUUGAAGUAGCUUGUGAAGACUUCAGCAACAUUAUUGGCUCCUCUCCGGACAGUGUGGUCUACAAAGGGACCAUGAAGGGUGGCCCUGAAAUCGCCGUGAUAUCCUUCUGCAUUAAAGAGCAGCACUGGACCGGCUAUCUUGAGCUCUAUUUCCAGAGAGAGGUCGCAGAUUUGGCAAGAUUGAAUCAUGAAAAUGUUGGGAAAUUGUUAGGUUAUUGUAGAGAGAGCACUCCAUUUACAAGGAUGCUUGUCUUUGAAUACGCUUCAAAUGGAACACUCUACGAGCAUUUGCAUUAUGGAGAAGGAUCCCAGUUAUCAUGGACCCGACGAAUGAGAAUUAUUCUCGGCAUUGCUCGAGGACUCAUGUAUCUUCAUACUGAGCUUGAUCCACCAUUCACUAUAUCAGAGUUGAACUCUAGUGCUGUGUAUCUUACAGAGGAUUUUUCUCCCAAGUUGGUUGAUUUUGAAAGUUGGAAGACGAUUCUUGCUAGAUCAGAAAAGAACUCUGGUUCUAUCGGCAGUAAUGGCUCUAUCUGUCUACUUCCGAAUUCUUUGGAGAAUCGACAUCUCGAUAUCCAAGGAAAUAUUCAUGAUUUUGGUAUACUUUUACUGGAGAUAAUUAGUGGGAAGCCUCCAUUCUGCAAGGACAAAGGCUGCUUGAUUGAUUGGGCCAGGGAGUAUCUUGAAUUACCAGAAGUGAUGUCUUACAUUGUGGAUCCAGAGCUGAAACAGUUCAGCUAUGAUGACCUUAAAGUCGUAUGCGAGGUCAUAAGCCUCUGCGUUCAUCCGGACUUCUCGAAACGGCCAUCGAUGAAGGAAAUAAGCCUAAUGUUGGAGAGCAGAAUCGACACAUCUUUAUCAGUUGAGCUCAAGACAUCAUUAGCAUGGGCUGAACUUGCUCUUUCAUCAUGAUUGUAUUCAUUUGGGGGAGAGUGGAAUCGAUACGCAACCAUAUCAGUUGAGUUGAAGGGCAUCUUCUAUAGCAUGGGCUGAACUUGCUCAUUGAACUGAGAGCUAACACACAUUGUAACAUCAAAAUACAUAAUAGUUUUAGGCUUUUAUUCAGUCGUUCUGGUAUUUGUAAAUGUUGAUUGCCAGAAAGGAACAUUUGGCUUUACCAUUAGGAUUUGGAUGUUCAGAAAGUUUUCUGAAG